CAAUGGCAGCGGAUGAGGAUGCUGACGUUUUUGAAAUUACGGAUUUCACCACAGCAUCCGAAUGGGAAAGGUUCAUUGCACGAUUCGAAGAAACCCUGCAUGAAUGGAAACUUGUCAGUCAGCGCCCUCUACCUCCGGUGGCAAAGGGUCAGCUCACUUUUGGCCAGUGGGAAGAGGAGACCACUCAGCUGAGUUUUGCUGACUUCAAGUUCACGGUAACACAUCAUUAUUUGAAGCCAGUGACCUCCCCUGACGGAGGUCGAGACAGCGAGGGCAGAGAUGAAGAUGUAGAUGAGGACCAUGACCAGAUUCCGAAUGCCUUCCUGGACAUGAUGUCAAUGGAUAAUGAUUUUCCCUCCAGAGCCCAUUGUUUGAGUAGAUGGUAUGGGUUGCGGGACUUUGUGGUUAUAUCUCCUGUCAACGACGCCAUCGAUUCUGAGAGCCGCAGUAAAUUACUGGUCAGCUCAGUGAACAUCGCUCUGAGCAACACAGGAUGCCCUGUACCAGUGUUUGUGCAGAUCUUACAGAGCUGGAGAAAGAUGUACAGCGGAGUUUGUGUGGCCACAGGACUCACCACCCAGUUCGACAUGGUCCAUCUUAAGAGAAUCCCUCCUCAGUACAACCACCUGGCUGGCCUUCUCGACGUCUUCAAAGGAAAACUGGGUAUGUCAACGGUGUCUUUGCCCCCAGUCUCUGUGUCGGUCCGCUUCACAUAUGUCCUACAGGACUGGGUUAACUCCCCCUGGCCUCAGGGACCUCCAGAUCUUUCAUCAGUCGGAGGUGACGAGGUUGGUUUCACGGAAAUUGGUACUCUACCAUUCGGGGCUUGUGAAGAUCCUGUCAGUGAACUGCAUUUAUCAUGUACUUGGCCAAGUCUUUCUGAAGAGAUGAUCGUAGAUAACCAGGCUUAUUCAGAUUUAGACCCUUUACAAGCUCCCCAGUGGACUGUCAGAAUACAGAUGACUGAAGACCCAUUCUGCUUACUCGGAGACUACCUGCGUGAUUUCCUGCAGCUCUGUCAUUGUAAGGAAACCACAGACCAGCUUUUGGGCAAAGCUCUCAUGGAGGAUGAUGACAAAGACACAUCAGCAGACAUUAGUCAGGCUCUACAGAGGUUAACAGAGCCAGCAGUCCCCUACUCUAUACCCUCACUGACCUCUGUGAUGUCACACGCUUCCACCAGGUUAAAGGUCAAACCUGAUGAGUCACCAAUCCCUGCAGACCUCCUCAACAGUGUACUCCUGUACCUCUUCCCUGACGCUAGUCCUGACGCUGCAUCCUUGGCAACUGAGGACACGCCCCGUGAAGACAGUAACAACAGCCACCCUGGGGAGCUUUCAGACCGUUUUAUAAGGGACCUCACAAAGCAGCUGAAGGCAGCCCCCCACUUGAGCCUCACGCAGAAGUUAGCAAUCUGCUCGUGUCGUGUAAGUCAGGGUGCAGGAGGUUUGUGCGCCGUUGCACAUCUCUGGCAGGAGUUUAUACUGGAGAUGAGGUACAGGCUGGAGAACAACUUUAUGAUACCAAAUUUGGAAAGGUCAGCACCAAACAUGGGCUCUUGUAUCCUUCAUCAGAAAUUACAGAUGUUGAACUGUUGUAUAGAGAGGAAAAUAAGGCGAGAAGAACAGCAGGCUAAAUUCUCAGGGGCUGACCCUGGCGAUGCAGGGGGGACCGAAACAGGGAAAGACAAUUUAGAGGGCGCUGUUGGACAAGAAAGCUCUAGUGAAGAGGAAAUGGAAUUUUUUGAGUGUGAUGAAUCUGUGACUGAAAAGCAAAAUGAAUCCGCGACUGAAGGGGCAACUGAGGAAGAAAAAGAAGUUGAAAAAAAGGCGUCAAAUUUAGGGGAAAGUUGUGAUUCUAAUGACGCCACAUUUUUUAAAGACUCUAUCUCAUACAGACCUGAUGGCCGACUGCGACCAUACGGAGACUUAAAAUUGCUUGAUUCUGGGGAGACGUUGUACAUACCGAUCACCCAGGAACCAGCCCCAAUGACGGAAGACAUGCUUGAUGAACAUGCUGAAGCAUUGGCCAAGUUAGGAACGUCCUCAGAAGGUGCUCAGCUUAGAGCGCGAAUGCAGAGUGCAUGCCUACUCUCUGAUAUGGAGUCCUUCAAGGCGGCCAAUCCUGGGUGUGUCCUGGAGGAUUUUGUCCGCUGGUAUUCCCCGCGCGAUUAUGUGGAGGCGGAUGUGGAGAAUGAGGAUGGCACAAAGACAAAAACAGGGCAUCUGAGUUCUCGUAUGCAGAUUCCGGGGAACAUGUGGGUGGAGGUUUGGCAGAGUGCCAGAGCUGUUCCUGCCCGGCGACAGAGGAGACUGUUUGAUGACACGAAAGAAGCAGAAAAGGUGUUGCAUUUCCUGUCAGCCCUCAAGCCUGCCGAGGUGGUGUUGCACCUGAUGCCUAUGCUAAUACAGUCAGCCAUCCUACGUAUUGUGGAGAACGAAGAUCCACAUGUGCCUAAGCUGAAACUGUUGAUUGAGCAAAUUACGUCAAAGGCGGCCAAAGCGACGAGGUCCCCCUUGCCCGAGAUACGCCGUUACGAGGACUUACUGAAGGCCAUCAGACUAGCGGAGACUGUGAUAGCAAGGGCAAAAUCACUGAAAUCGAAGUUCUUUAUGGAGCUGAUGGAGCACAGUGGUGAAGAAGAGGCGGAGAUUCAACAUUUUGUGUCCUGUCUCCUCUCCCAGCCAGAGGUGAUCGUGAGAGGUGGACCCCAAGGCCCCGCAGGAACUCUUGUCCAUAGACUCUUCUUAGCGGCUCAGAAGUCGGCUCACAUGGUGACGAAUGAAGAUGCGAUAGAAGAAGACGAUUUGAGUUUGACAUUAAAUCCCCAUCGUCCAGCGAGUACCAUUCCUGACUUCCCUCGUCCAUCUGGCAAAGAGUACAUUCUCAGGACAACUGUACCAAGACCUGCCCCAUACUCUAGACCCUCCCCACAGAGAAUGUACUGUGUUCUCAUAGAUGGGGAUUUCAGACUGGCUGGAGCCUUUACAGCCGAUACAACAUUUCAGUGACAGAUUCCUCAAACCUCCCAACCCCCCACCCCCACCUUAUUCUAGACCCUCCUCAAUGAGGAUGUACUGUGUUCUCAUUUAUGGGGAUUUCAGAUUGGCUGGAGCCUUUACAGCCGAUACAACAUUUCACUGACAGACCUGGCCACCACUCUAGACCCUCUCCACAGAGAAUGUACUGUGUUCUCAUUCAUUGGGAUAACGAAACGAUCAUGAUUGGCUGAUUUUAGGAUCGGUCAAAAAUUUCAGCAACGCAGUCUGUCGAUGUCGUUCUUUAUUAAUGUCGAGGAUUACUGUGAAAAUGGAUCAUGAGAUAUUCAGUAACUUUACUGGUAAAACAGCAAUCAAAUAAGUUCAUAAGUAGAUGUAUAUACUGCAUUGAGGCCGAAAAUAUACAUCAAAUGGCUCAGUUUAUGAAUACUAAAUGACAGCAUUAGCUCAGUCUUCAUUAACCAAUGUAAAAUGUUGGGCAAUACCUUCAGAGUUCAGCAAUAUGAACACUUGUCAUUCCCCAUGUCCGUAGCCAAGGUGGUUAGCAUGGCACAGCGAAAUAAUGCAAUAUGUCGGCUGUGAGUUCAAGCUAAGCUCCUACUGGCUACCUCUCCAGUUGUACAUAUGAAGGUUUGUCAGCAACCUGCGAAUGGUCAUUGGCUUUCCCCCAUUUCCUCCCACAGUAAUGCUGGCCGUUGUCAUAUAAGUGAAAUUUUCCUAAGUACAUGGUAAACACCAAUCAAAUAAAUUAAACAGCAUGGCCUUAUGGCA
This is a messenger RNA of Liolophura sinensis, 3770 nucleotides long. RefSeq names its product rab3 GTPase-activating protein catalytic subunit-like. NCBI's taxonomy places the organism in Eukaryota, Metazoa, Mollusca, Polyplacophora, Chitonida, Chitonidae. The coding region runs from base 3 to 3011 and encodes 1002 amino acids. The transcript has 24 exons. Gene Ontology annotation, biological process: positive regulation of GTPase activity. Gene Ontology annotation, molecular function: GTPase activator activity. The record is from RefSeq and is a predicted model, not a curated record.